AUGCCGGCCAGACAGCCGGAUGAUCAAGGUCAGCGAGGGGACGUGCAGAAUGCUGGUAGCGGGGAGGAAAGUUCUACUGACAUGAGUUUUUCGCCUCAAAGCCCAGUAACACUUAGAACCCCGAAGCCAUAUUCCCAAAAUCCCCAGGCUCCAGCAGUUGAUGGCCCAACCCAACUCCCCUCGCCCCCCAAUUACUAUGAGAAUCAAAGUUCCGUAGCGAACUUCCUUAAACUCGAUAUCCAAAAAGCAGCCUCCCGAACGCCGAUUCUCCAAUCUUUAUAUGAUGGUGAAAGUCGGGUUUCCGACAAAUCUUCGAGCCUAGAUAGCAUGAGCCACGCGAUUGACGUCGAUGCGUUAGACAAAAUCGUUGCUCGAGGACGGUCCCCAAAAUUACGAACCGACAAUGUCCAGGAUGAAGAAAGCAUGUAUGACCAGAGUUCAACGUCCUCGCCUCGCUAUGCCAGCUCUCGUGAGCCCUCGCCCUCAAAGCCGUCAGACAAUCCCGUACCACAGCCAAGGAUGGGAGUGUUGAAGGUUGUUGGGACUGACGAUCAAAACAAUUCAGAAGUGAUAAUUGGCGAUGUCCGUUACCGACGCUCUGACCCUCUUGCCCCUCGUCAAGACAAUCCAGAUAUUCCCACUGUUGACUUUGGGCCAACACAAGUUUAUAUGCCCACGACCAGGCGACCUAGCACCGCAGAUACACAAGCUCUGUUAACUCACAAGCGGAUUCCUUCAUAUACUACUAUUGGACGCGAAAGGCGAGGGUCUUCAAGGGAGACAAGCCACGGUAGUGACAGUAAGACUCCAUCCAGCGAUGAACACCAGCGAAGUAUGAUCUGGCAACCCGGGAUGGUGAGUGGGCCAGCGAGCCCUGGGCCCCAUAUCACGCCUGAAGAGUUUGUUCAGCGGAAAGUGGACGCGAAUCGGCUCACCUCUCAUCACCGUUUCCCAUCUGCUAUUAUCCAACCUCGACCAGCAUCUGGCGAUUGGACAAACUACCAGCGCCAACAACCAAUGGCGCAGGACAUGCCUGCGCGCCCGCACUCGCGAGGUGCUAGUGUAAUGUUGGGUAACACCGGAGCCGGAAGCACACCAGGCAAAACAUCACCUGGUGAUCGGGCCAAUACAGCACGACCCCAAUCAAUGAUGCGAGAAAUGAUUCCUCGCCCGCACUCUCGUGGAGCAAGUGUUAUGCUUGGGUGUAAUGACAUCUCCACCCACCUUUCUGCACGGGAGCAAGAAUAUGUAGCGCGAAUGACUGGGUCUUCUUUCUUCAACGUCUCCAGCGAAAAGCAAAGUGAAGACCAAAUUCACGGCGCAGGCCUCGUAAGCGCGAUAGAUGCUAGAGAACGCGACAAAAAGGCUAUAAAGGAGGGUUUUAGCAGCGCAAUGGUCCAACAAGCUAUCGCACAACGCCAAUCCUUAGAGACGCUCUUCCAGCCAGUACAGCACCCAGUAGGUUCACAUUUUCCACCACAACAUUACCGAUAUAACAGCUCGAAUGGCAUGGUUGGCGGCUAUGGCUCCAUUAACCCACACCAGCAACAAUCAGCAAGUCAACAACAACAAUACCAACGCCAACGCCAGCCAUCUUGGUCAAGUAGCCAGCAAUUUCGCUCGCCACAGCAGCAGCAGCCGCCGCCCAUGACAACAACUCCAGUAGGAUAUCGACCAAAUCCUUAUUACCAACCACCAUCAUCAUAA
Messenger RNA from Histoplasma mississippiense, 1707 nucleotides. RefSeq lists its product with no specific name. The coding region runs from base 1 to 1707 and encodes 568 amino acids. Lineage: Eukaryota; Fungi; Ascomycota; Eurotiomycetes; Onygenales; Ajellomycetaceae. The transcript has a single exon. The record is from RefSeq and is a predicted model, not a curated record.